UGUAAAAAUGGGUCAAAGAUGAUGCUGACCAAGUAGAAAAAAAGAAAUGGUUGAAGCGGAUAGAAAGCACAAAGAAUGCCAAGUAGAAUUGUCUUUAGUGAAUGAGACAAGACCGAUAUCUCAGACCAAAUUUAAUCAUGAAUAUAAUAUCAAUAACAUGUACUAAGCCUACUACAAACAUUUCUAACCACUAUGGGAUGAACGACAAAAUAUCCUUUUAGAAAUCCAUGGAAUUUAUAUGUGUAUAGGAACUAAUCUUGCACUAAAAUUCAGCACUAAACAAGCAUAAAAUACGAAAAAACAUAAAUAAAAUCUCAAACCGGAAGCUAAAUAGUAGAAUCCAAGAACUAAAACCAAAGAUGACAAGAAAUGCAAACUUGUUUAGUGAAGAAAUCAGAGUUGAUAAAUCCUGGGCUCUAAGCACUAUAGAGCAUAACCUUAGUGAAGAGUCAGUCCCCGAUGUUAGUAUGAAAUCUGAGAUACAUUGGAUAACUGCUCAGCUCAGUCCGACCAAGAUAAACGUAAGAUUUUGGUAAUUACCCCGCAGAUCUUCCAACCUAAACGGAAGUAAUCUCAGAUAGAUCUUGAUCAAUAAAUGAUAUAGUGAAAAAUUUGGUUCUGUGCUAAUCACAAAUUUUCUAAAAUUUUAAAAAUAGCUUUAA
This is a messenger RNA of Moneuplotes crassus, 662 nucleotides long. NCBI's taxonomy places the organism in Eukaryota, Ciliophora, Spirotrichea, Euplotida, Euplotidae. The record is from the annotation of a GenBank genome assembly.